This is a messenger RNA of Lytechinus variegatus (green sea urchin), 1858 nucleotides long. RefSeq names its product uracil phosphoribosyltransferase homolog. The record is from RefSeq and is a predicted model, not a curated record. The coding region runs from base 383 to 1063 and encodes 226 amino acids. The transcript is spliced from 6 exons. NCBI's taxonomy places the organism in Eukaryota, Metazoa, Echinodermata, Echinoidea, Temnopleuroida, Toxopneustidae.
GUGUAAACUGAAAUUUUGAACGGCCGCGCUAGCAGACCCGAGAAAGUCUCGCGAUUCAGUUUGUCGAUUUUUAACCGUAAUUUUGGUGAAAUCGACUCAUUUUUGCUUAUGUUUCGAAGCUAACAACAAGAUUAAACAUUUGGAUGCUUCAGAUUUUACUUUUAUUAGAGAAUUUAUCUUCCUUAAGUGCUCCAAAAAAUAGGUGCUGCAUCUCUUCUGAUAAAACUUACGUCGAAUUGAAUACGUGGGAACACAAAUCACAAAAUAAAAACAAAGAGCACGUGCUCGCCGCGUCUCAUUGACAUUGAGCCUGGACUAGAUUCGAGGUUUGUUCGACUUGGACUAACUGUUUAGAACGUCCAGACCAGACUCGCUUAAGACAAUGGGAGAAGACAAGUCUGACAAAAGUGACAGUUCUGUUGGAUCAAACAGCAUUGAGGAACCAGAGUAUGGAUGCCAACUCAAGAUUUUAAAAUUGAACAACCAAAUUCAUGAACUGCAAACACUCAUCAGAGAUAAGACAACUUCUAGAGGAGACUUUGUAUUCUAUGCAAACAGGCUGAUCCGAUUGGUCGUUGAGGAGGGCUUGAACCAGCUACCUUACAAGACAUGUGAAGUGAUCACACCGACAGAUGAACCCUUUGAUGGAGUGGAGUUUCUUCAUGGAAAUUGUGGUGUCAGCAUUAUGAGAAGUGGCGAGGCAAUGGAACACGGUCUGCGAGACUGCUGCAGGUCGAUACGAAUCGGCAAGAUUCUAAUCAAAACAAACGAAGAGACAGAUGAGGCAAAGGUGUACUAUGCCAAGUUUCCUCCCGAUAUUAGUAGACGAAGAGUGCUUCUCAUGUACCCUAUACUAAACUCAGGAAAUACUGUAAUACAAGCAGUAAGGGUCCUCCAAGAACAUGGUGUUGAUGAUAAAAACAUUCUUCUUCUCACUCUCUUCUGUACUCCACAUGGUGUGGAAACUGUGAUCAAGGAAUUUCCAAACAUCACCGUCUUGUCAUCGGAAAAGGACCCGGUUCCACCAGUCCACUUUGGACAGAAAUAUUUUGGGACAGAUUGACAAUCCACUGACCAAUAAAGAAAUAAAAGACAAUCAUUCAUUGCAAUAAUGCAAGAAUACCAUUGGAAUUCAUUGAAUUUCAUUCAAUGUAUUGUUCCUCCAUGUACAGGUAGCCUUGCAGCACUGUCUUUGCUGUCAAGUGAAACAUAACCGACGUGUGUGAUACAGUCAAGCAUUAUAGGACAAUUAUAAGAAUGGAUUAUUUCAAGCUUUAUUUUAAGAUCUGAAGCAAUAUCUUUCUUCACUCCACUAUACUCACUCAACUUCUGACGUUACUCUAUCCAUCAAUGCUCGAAGGUCCAGACCUAUUCAUAAAUGGAUUUUUUAUACGUGUUUGAGAUUGUUACACUAAAGCAUCAUUAUUUCCCCAGUUAUAGCUACCUUUUCCUAAUUCCUGAUUGGGAUUGGAUGUAUUAAUUUAGUAUUUUCUUACUACAUAAAUAACAAGGUAUUUGACGGCAACAUACAUGACAUACAUUAUUGUGUUUUUAAGGUACCUCCACCCUUCCUAUCCCAUUGAAUUUGGCUGAAGUAUAUAUUCACUGAUCAUAUUUUUUUCUAUACACUGUAUUUAAAAAAAAAUCUUAUACACAGAAGAGAAAUGCAAUUAUACAAUUAUGUAUAUUUCAUUGUCAUUUUGAUUUGAGAAUCCUAGUUUAAAUGAAUUUGCCAAAUUAUAUUGCUUUCCGCUUAUCAACAUAAUGCCAAAACAUGAUCGAUUGAUCUCCCAAACUCCAUAAUCCAUAACAGUGCUCAAAAGGAAAUUCCAAGAUCUUGUGUGGUUGUGUCUAUUUC